GACCUCCACUGGAGUAAUACUAUCUCUCAAAUACUGACUGCAAGAUACAGAAAUGGCACCUUGCAAUACUCAAAUUCAAAUUGGAGAAGAAAAUUCUUGCAAGCAAACCAGAAAGCUAAGGAAGCCAGUGAUUGAGAAGAUGAGGAGAGAUCGUAUUAACAGCAGCAUUGAGCAACUCAGGAUAUUGCUGGAGAAAGAGUUUCAGAAACAGCAACUUCCAUCCAAACCAGAGAAGGCUGAUAUCCUGGAGAUGACAGUGAGCUUCCUGCAACAGCAUCUGGCUGCUAAAUAUAUGUCAACAGCCAACCAAACCCAUAAAGAAGGAUUCUCAAAAUGCCUGAAAGAGUCUGAAAAUUUCUUAGCAGCCCAUGAAGACACUAAGAACCACCAGUGGAAUCUUCUGAGACAUUUCCACACCCAGCACAUUACAUCAAAUGAAGUUAUCCACACAGCAGUGACCAAUCCACAGAUAAUAACUGGUCUUCCAACAAGGGACACCAGCAAAUCCCUUUGGAGACCUUGGUAAAUGCCAGUUUGGACAAUCAGAAAUAUUCACUUUCUCAUCCACUCAACUUAGUAAGUCCUAUGUGACUGAAUAUGUGUAAUGUGUAUUAUUUACACAUAAUUAUUAUGGAUUUUGCAUUCAGAGUACAAUCUGAAGUCUUGUGGUUCUUUCUUUGGGAUUAUUAUAUUUGUUUUCCCUAAUAGGGAAUUACAGUAGUUUGUCUUUUAAAGAUACAUGCAUGUUGUUAAAUGAUAUGUGGUUAUACCACAGUGAAGAUGUCUAAUAUAUUUAAGUUUGCAAUAUUUGCACAAUGAUAAUUAAGGUACAGCACUAGCUGAU
Bombina bombina (fire-bellied toad) is the source of this 844-nucleotide messenger RNA. RefSeq names its product transcription factor HES-5-like. The record is from RefSeq and is a predicted model, not a curated record. The coding region runs from base 53 to 526 and encodes 157 amino acids. NCBI's taxonomy places the organism in Eukaryota, Metazoa, Chordata, Amphibia, Anura, Bombinatoridae. Gene Ontology annotation, molecular function: DNA-binding transcription factor activity, RNA polymerase II-specific; RNA polymerase II cis-regulatory region sequence-specific DNA binding; protein dimerization activity. Gene Ontology annotation, biological process: regulation of neurogenesis; anterior/posterior pattern specification; regulation of transcription by RNA polymerase II. Gene Ontology annotation, cellular component: nucleus. The transcript is spliced from 3 exons.